This is a messenger RNA of Priapulus caudatus, 8925 nucleotides long. RefSeq names its product neuron navigator 2-like. The transcript is spliced from 36 exons. Gene Ontology annotation, molecular function: ATP hydrolysis activity; ATP binding. Lineage: Eukaryota; Metazoa; Priapulida; Priapulimorpha; Priapulimorphida; Priapulidae. Gene Ontology annotation, biological process: nervous system development; neurogenesis. Bases 85 to 6579 code for a protein of 2164 amino acids. The record is from RefSeq and is a predicted model, not a curated record.
CAAAUUUUGAUUCAGUGAGAAGGUACGGCUUCAGUUAUCGUUCGUAGUGAUGCCUGAUGGUUUAAUCUAGAAUUACAUGAUGCGAUGACAACAACUAAGCAGAAUCACAGAAUACCAACAGCAUGGAAAGGAAGCACCCCAACUGGAGGUGGGGGAGGAGGGGGAGGGUUAAUGAAGACAAGCUUCACAGGAAAGUCCAGCUCUGGCGUGAGCUCAGCCUCCUCCUACAGUAGCGAGUGCGACAGCAGGAUGUUUGGUUCAGGCAUCCCCUCGCUGUGUCGGAGUGGCACGUCGUCGCGGGCGUCGUCGCGGUCAACGAGUCCCAGCGGAUGUUCGAACUACAGCAGCAGCAGUUCGUCGAUCCCCCGCAUCACCCGCAGACACUCGCUCACUGAGAAGAACCUGCACAGAGUGGUGCAGUCGUCGGCAGCGACCGCUUCUCCCCCGCGCUCCGCUGGCGCCCCUCAGCAGAACAAGACGGUCAUGGAGCGACUCAGACUGACCAAGGACAAGAGUAAGACACCCACGGCCAGUGGUCAGGGCAACAUGGCUGCUGCUGGUAGCCAUGGCAACUCGGCAACUGAGGGACGGCCCGGCGCAAAAGCUCCCCGGAAAACUCUCGUUUACAUAGAUAGCAGCAAGAUUAAACAUGGCUCCUCGCCGAAUCUAUCGCAGCGCCAGCUGCUGAGCACGGCCAACAACCGUGGCGUCACCGAGUGUCAGCUGGAGGAACAGAUGCGCGGCUCGCCCGGCGCCGGCCGCAGACAGCAGCCCGCGGGGAAGGACAGCGGUCACCCGGAUGACGCGAUGACCGCUCACGGCGACCACCCACACAGGGGUGCGGCCGCGCAGGUGAGGAAGGCGGCGCCCGACCCCGCGCACGGCAGGCUGUCGAAGAAGGAGCGCCGCAGCGAAGACGCACCGCGCCACGGCUCCCUACUCGACGUCAACGACCGCAAAGCUGGCCGCAAGAGCUCCCCGUGCGACAAGCGCGCCGCAGCGUCCGGCGGUCAGACGACGGGUCAAGCGGCGGCGGAUGCGGCCGCGCACCGGACGAAGGGCUCGAAGAUCGCCAGUCUCGUCGCGUCAAAGUCCUCGCCUCCGGUCGGCAAGACGUCGUCGAAGACGAAGCAGAAGGUCGACGCGGCGGACACAGCGGCGGCGAGGGAGGAGCGAGGGGGCGCCACCGUGUCGAGGAAGCCGUCGUUGAAGCCGAUGGCGGCUGUGAAGGGAACGUCGAAGGUUUCGCGCGAUGUUCAGAUGACGUCCAGCACUCAUAGAUCGGCGAGCAACCUCAGUGGCAAGGAGAGACCAGAGUCUUCUGUCAUGGAUGUUCGCCAGGGGGAGCAUGUUGUGGCUAAGCCGACGCCGCUGCCGUCCCACAGCAUUCAGCCUCUGUCGGGCACCAAGGCUGAGCAGCCCAGCUCGCCAGUGCACAUCGCCAAGGUGACUCCGAUGAGUCACAUGAGAGCGCCACCUGUGAGCAGCAGGGAGCAUGCGCACGAAGAGGUGGAGCAUGCUGUGAGGGCUGCAGAUGAUCAAACGAGUAGUCAGCAUCACAAUAAGACACGAGAGCAAAGUCAAAGGGAGAAGCCUAGUUCUAAAACUCCCCAUGAUGCCAAACGAACAGUGCCAAAACCAGCUAGUGAUCAAAAGCAGCAAGAACCUACUGAAGUGCCAUCUAGCGGCAGAAAUCAUCAACGAGCUGAUGCCAGUAUGAAACUGGAAACAACCUUUGACAGCUCAGAUCAGGUGAUUACGCAGACGGUGAGAGCAGCAGACAAACCCCAACUGGAGACGAACUUGAGUGAGGAGUCAGAGGACAUGAGUGUGAACAUCAAACCGAUGCAGCCGAUUGUGAGGUCGUCGCCGUACGCUUACAUGCGCAGCGUAGGGAGCCUCAACACCACCAAGUUCCCACUGUCCUCACUACGCUACCACACGGCCCAGGAUGCGUCUGCUAAGCCGCGGAUCACUGCCAGCCACCACAUCCUGUCAUCGAACGAAGUCGCGAAGGGUCAUGGCGUCCGGCAGACCGAAUCUAGUGGAAUGCUACUGACCGACGGUGAUUUCGGACCAGAUCUGGACGUGGUGGACAUCGCCGAGGGCUACAUGUCGGACGGUGGUGUUCUGCAGGGUCAAGGCAACAUUGACGAUACACUCAGUGGGUACGUGAGCGAGUCGGGCGCCGCGUACUACUCGAGGCGCUUCCAGUCGCGCUUCAAGGAGGGCAUGGCGGCCGUGCGCGAGUCAAUGCAGCACGACAGCGACCUAGGACUGGAGGAUGAUAGCUUUGAUGAUAGCAGCAGUGCUAGCAGUGACCUUGAUGACACUAUAGAGGACAUGAUGAUGAGCGCAGAUGAGCUUCAAUCUACCCCAAGGUCAUACCUGUCUAACAACUGUGGCAUGAAUAAGCUUGCAGGGCAGCUCCCUGUUCCUAGUAGAAAGUUGGCAGCACCUAGUGGUAAAGGAAAGGAACCUAGUCAAAACUCUGCUGCAUCGGGUGACCAGGUGAGGUCUCUGCAUAUGCAAAGGCUUCCAGUUGCAGACGCUAGGGGGAGCAGCGUGCCACAGUCGGCAGGAGGUGGUCAACCAGGGCAGGGAAGGAGGCUGCCUGCUCCGACACAGAAUGGAACACCAUCCAGACUAGGACCUCCACACAACAAGGGUGCACCUCCAGCUGUCCCCCCAAGAACAUGCAGUGAGCUAAAAUCCUCGCCAAAAUCCUCGCCUAAAAACAAGAAGAAGCCGCCCAAAGGAGAAGAAUCGAAGCUGAGGAGCCCACGAGAGGCAGCUGAGAGGGUGGGGCACAGUCCCAAAGGACCACACAAGGAGGAAGUAUCUCACCGAGAUUCACAGAAGACUCACUCUGAUGGUGGCGCCCCCAGACCAGCAGUCACAAGCGCAGUGACGGCAACCAUGCCCGGAAAUCCCCGUACGGGGCGAUCCAUGGGAUCGAGACUGCCUGGCACGACAACACAGCUGGCCAAUGGUCAUCGCCUUGUUGACACAACUGUUGUCGUCGGUCAGCGAAAAGGCUCUGCAAGCUCGGCCCGAUCUAUACCCGCCCACACAGCGGCCGGAGUACUGUCCAGUUCAUUCGAUGAGGCGACAGCGCCACGUUGUGGUGGCUACGAGAACUACAGCCGUGCUGGGCAGCUGAGUUCAGGGUACAUGAGUGGGUCAAGCACGCUGGACCGCAAGCACAGGAUGAUCCCGACGGUGGACACUAGUCAACACCCCAACAGGUCAGCCAGUCCAGCAUUACGCUCUGAUGGCAGGUAUGUUCCUGGAGCACCCAUCAUCCCAAAAACUGCUGUGGAGACUGUCAUCACAAAUCCAAUGGCCAGGUACAGAGGCACCUCUGCCCAAAAUAGUGGGCUUACCAUGGGCACAUUCAUCCCCGGAAAUCUGCGACCACCUAGCACGCCUGAUAGGGGGCGCUCAACAAGUCCGCACCAGUACCUGCGAUGCAGUCGCGCAUCCAGCGUGCCAACUCGUGGCGGAUUGGUCGAGGGCAAGUCGAUGGAGUCAGUGGCGCAACCUAGUGGUCAUGGCAGCAUCGAGGCAGCGAUUGAACAUGCUCGAAACCACAGUCUGAGCAAUGCUCGCAGGCUACUAAACCGCAGGGAGACCACCGACACAGGAGACAGUGCACGUGGCACAGCUAGCGAGAGAGCUUUUCCUGUGGGGCGUUCCACAGACAGGGAGGAAACGCACAGUGAGAGAGGCUACCCGUCCUCACCUGCUCAGAGCGCACACUGCAGGGUGACAGCACCACCUGCCAGUGGUAUGCUGACUGGAGGGCCCCACUGCACCCAGCCGAGUUCCACCUAUCAUGGGCACCCCCGUCUGUCCGCACCAAACUACAGUGGCUCUGGCGUUGGCAUUCCCACAAGUCAGCACCAGACAGCAGAGGGUCAGUACGGGUCAAACACAGGUCACUACGCGCCAGGCAUGGCAACUAGGUUAUCUGGUACCACUUCGGGAAGAGAUGGUGAUGCAUAUGUGCGAUUUCGUGCACCACAACGUAACAGUUACAGUUUUGAAGUCCCACGGUUUUCUCUGCGUCCGGGGGCCUUUGACCUGCAGGAUGAUGAAACUAACAUCUUUGGCGACCUACUAGAUCACGGAUCCUCCAUCUCACUUGUGUCGUCAUCCUCCUCUACCUUCUCCGCAGGCGACGAACAACCUCCAGGAGAGAUUCUAAAGCUGAGACAUGAGCUAUACACAGCAAACGACAAGGUUUCUUUGCUCACCCAUCAACUGCAAACACAGGGUCAUGUAGUGAUGGCGUUUGAACAGAGUCUCUCCAAGAUGACAUCACGACUGCAAGGCCUCAGUGUCAGUGCUGAAAAUAAGGAUAAAGAGUUGCAUGACAUGAGAGAUACAAUAGAGGACUUGAAGCAGUUCCAGGGUGUUAGUGAUGAGUCUCUCCUUUCCAGCCGCAGGAGGACCUCUUCCCAAUCAGAUGCGAUGAUCGGCGGUGGCUUCACGCGUCACUACUCUACAGGCAGCAUGACAAGCAUCAACAGUGCAGCAAGCGUCUCCAGCACCAUCAGCCAGGCGUCGGAAGCCGACGCCAAAGGCAAGCAGAAGAAGAAGAAGAAUUGGCUGCGGAGUUCUCUACACAAGAUUGCACGUGGCAAGAAAGGUCGCAGCAACUCGCCGCCCGAUGGCAACGCUGAUGUGCACAGUCUAAGCAGUCAGCACUCGGUGACAGGCAUGGUGGUGGGGGGAGACCGAUCAUCUAGACUGUCACAGUCAAGCUCAACUCUAUUUGAUCCCGAUGAUCCCGAGGAGGUGAAGGACCUAAAGAAGCAGCUGAGAGACAAAGAGAUGAAGCUGACAGACAUCAGACUGGAGGCCUUGACCUCCGCUCACCAGUUGGACCAGCUGCGCGAACAAGUCGGCAAGAUGAGGGACGAGAUGAGACAUCUGCGGCAGGAGAACGACAGCAUGCAGAAGGCUCUCAGUGCAUCCGAGUCAGGCUCCCUCGUGUCUCUGCAUCGCAGCAGCGCCGGCUCGCAGCUCGAGCAGCAGUUCUCGCUGUCUGACAUGGCGUCUCCUCACGGCAGCAUCGACAUGUUACUGAAUGAUACACCCGAUGUUCCUGAGGGCAGACGAAUUACAAUAUCGGUUUAUCUCGGUUACCAUAGCAACCGCAGCAAACAGCGACCGAGGGGUAAACAUGAUGAGACACUCAUUGGUGCUGUCUAUGUGAGUGGGAAGACAAAAUGGGACAUGCUAGACACCCUGGUUGGCAGAACAUACCGGGAAUACGUUGUGAGAGUGGAUCCGGUGUCGAACCUUGGGCUGAGUGCAGACAGUAUCGCCAGCUAUCACAUAGGAGAUCUGACGCGUUACCGUGACGCUGACGUACCUGAGCUGCUGCCGUGCGGAUACCUGGUCGGAGACGACAUGCAGAUUCGCAUAACGUUGAAAGGUAGUGAACAGUGCUGUGUGGACUCGCUGGCAUUCGAGACAAUGAUUCCUAAGUCACUGCUGCAGCGGUACAUGUCGUUACUGCUGGAGCACAGGCGCAUUAUCCUGUGUGGGCCUAGUGGAACGGGCAAGAGCUACCUGGCACAGCGGCUGGCUGAAUCACUUGUUCUCAGGUCGGGGAAGUCACUUACGGCUGGUUCCGUCGCGACGUUCAGUGUCGACCACAAGUCUAGUAAGGACCUUCGGCAAUACCUCAGCAACAUCGCCGAUCAGUGUGAGGGCGCCACCGCUGCAGACCUUCCCAGCGUCAUCAUCCUCGACAACCUGCACCAUGCGGGGGCGCUGAGCGACGUCUUUAACGGACUGCUCAACGUUAAGUACCACCAGUGUCCAUACAUCAUCGGUACGAUGAGCCAGACGAACUGUUCAACUACCAACCUGCAGCUUCAUCACAACUUCAGGUGGGUUCUUUGUGCGAACCACAUGGAACCCGUGAAGGGUUUCCUCGGUCGUUUCCUCCGCCGUCGCCUCGUGGAGACAAGCGUACGCACAGAGACCCACAAGGAAGGCAUGGCGACUGUGGUCGACUGGAUUCCACAGGUCUGGCUGCACCUGAACUCCUUCCUGGAAUCCCACAGCACCUCUGACAUCACGAUAGGGCCCCGACUAUUUCUGUCCUGUCCCAUGGACAUGGAAGGUUCCCAUGUUUGGUUCACCGAUUUGUGGAAUUAUUCCAUCGUUCCCUAUCUAACAGAGGCCAUCCGUGAAGCAGUUCAGGUCUACGGUGCUAAGGGCCCAUGGUCCGAUCCCAUGGAAUGGGUGGGAAAGACCUAUCCCUGGCCCAACACGAAUCAAGAGCCUGACUGGCCCUCUCUGCUCCGACUGCGGCAAGAAGACGUUGGUUAUGAAUGUCAUCACCAGGUGGCAGAGUCUGCUAAGCCUGCGCCAAGCAGCGACAUGAAUGACAAUGAGGGUGAUGUUGAUGCUGACCCUUUGUUAAACAUGCUGAUGAGGCUACAGGAGGCAGCUAAUUACUCAAGUCCUCAGAGCAAUGACAGUGAUUCCCUGAGUCUGGACAGCCAUGGCAGUGGCACUCACGACUCCGACAUCAUAACACUGGAAUCUUCCCUGUGAGGGAUGUAACAUCAUGAUGCUGCUUUCUGCCCUGUGGAGCAUACAGCAUCGUGAUUCUGGAAUCUUUCACAUGAACGUUUCAGCGCACGACUGAUCGCAGUCCUUCUCAAGACACAUACAGACAGCAUCAUAGUGCUGGAAUAUCGUUGAAGUCAUACAUCAUUGUACUGAUAUAAUGACCUGUGAAUCACACCACAACAUAUUACUGGAUUAUUACGAAUGAAGCAUACAUACAUGUCGUAGUGAUUUUCCUAAGAUUCAUACAAUGUCAUAAUGCUAGUGCCUUCCCUGUGAAGCAAGCAUAGAUCAUAUUAGCCCGUGACUAUACUAAUGGGAGAAAUCUGUUUUGGAAAACAAACCAUCUGAAUUGCAGCAUUUUUACCAUAUAAAACAUCCCUCUCCCACCAAAACAUACAAUAUCGUAAUCUUGGUAUUUUCUCUAGGCAGCAUAUGAGAUUAAAGCACUGACAUUUUCAAUGUAAAACUGUAGCUAUGGGCCAGAGCUCGCUUUGUAUUACUUAUCCCGUUUGUGAACACGUGCCAGAAGUUACCACUAGAUGUCACUGCAUUCGCAGUCUAUUUGUAAUGUGAUAUAUGUGAUAUAUUCAGGGCAUAUCUUUGUAAAUGCAACUGAUAUCUUUGUUAUGACGUGAUAGUUCAGGCACAGGCUUUUUAAUCUUGCACUAAUAAACCGUGGCUUCUUAUUUAAUUAUAUGCUGGUGCAAAUUUUAUUCAAAAUUCAAUGAAGUUAUUAGUGUUUCAGGGCAUCUAGUGAAUUCUAUGUGUAAACGAGAUCCAGAAAUCUCUGUGUUUUUUAUUAGGUAAUUGUGAAGUUAUGAUAUUUACAUCCCUACAAUCGCUGUGUAUUCGCAUUUACAUUCGCUCUUUUUUGUGUGAAAGGGGUCAGUCUGGUUAUUCAGUUUAAUACGUAUACAAUGGAAAGAAUCCACCCUUGACCCAAGGCUUUCCCAGUGGAAACUUGGGAUGUAACACUACCAAGCAUUGUUCCCCUUAUCGAUGUAAACAUUCAUCAAAAACGGGAGAGUUGAUAAUAGCAAUAAACGUGUAGUUAUUUACACAUCUAUAUCCAUGUGUUUUUCAUCCGGCCCUUCGAUCCGUUCUUCUGUCUAACUGAGCGUGUUCAAAUAAGAUUUGUAUUUUAAGAAAAAGGUUGUGAAUUUUAUCUGUUAGCCUAUUUUAUUUGACGUUGCAACUUCUUAAAUCUGUUUUACCUAACGGGGAGUCACAUUGUAAGCUUUUUAGUUCUCUUAUUCGAAUGGCUUUAGAUACCUUUGUUUUCUCUCUAUAUGAUGUUGCAGGUUGGUACCUUGAUUUCUUUCUGAUAAACAUGAUACCAAACAUUACUGUUAUAUAGCUAUAUAGAACUAUAUACAGUAUGUACAGUAUAUAGUUUAUACUAUAUACUGUAUAUAGCAGUAAUAUACUCGUAAUGUAUUUUUGAUGAUUGCAUUUAUAAGAAACGUUGUUAUUGUAGUUAGCGCUGAGCUGAGGUCUCAUGUGUACAGCCUCAUUUUUACACAGCUUCGUUUGUUAUGUAUCUGUAUGGAAACCACACGUUUAUGGACUUACAGAGAUUCACGUGGUGGAUGAGUUGAAAGGUUAACAUUAUUGAAGUAUAUUUCCUGUUUGUAAAUUGGAAUAAUGGUUUUUUCACAGUGCCCGCAUGGAUCAGUAAGUCAUGUUACUGGGUAAUUAUAUAUUUCUGAUAUUAAUAUAGAUGUGAAAACCUAGGUCAGUGUCCUAUACUUCUGAGCUGUAAUUUCUACUAGUGAUUAUUUCAGAAUUAUCAGUGAAGUAUUCUUUUGCCGGAUAGUUCACGUAUUGUGUGUGACCGCCUGCAGAUACCACUGUUUCUCACGAAGGGCUUAUCAUAGCCUGGAUUCGAUGCAGCUAGGGCAUUCAUAUGUUAUGUUCAAGAAGAUACGUUUGAACUGCCAUCUAAACAUGUGGAUACGAUUAAUUCAGAAGGUUCGACGCAGUGAACAUUUUAGUGUGUAUGCUCUCUUCUCUCUCUCUCUCUCUCUCUCUCUCUCUCUCUUUCUCUCUCUCUCUCUGUCUCUCUCUCUCUUUCUCUCUCUCUCUCUCCCUGUGUCUCCCUCUCUCUUACAUAGUAAGUGAAUCAUUUGUGCCUUCUUGCUGUGAGGUUUGUGCGCCUCUCGGUAACGAACUUGUAAAGACAGCGGUAUGUAAUUCGCUGCGUGUAGCUUUGUAUUUUAUACCAGCAGGGUUUGUAAAUAGCUAGACGUUUGCACAAUAUCGGCCCCUGUAUGUAAAUGAUAACUUCGAUGUAAAUACCAGAAUAAACUACAUGCUUUGGUAGAUACA